Aedes aegypti (yellow fever mosquito) is the source of this 2443-nucleotide messenger RNA. RefSeq names its product alkyldihydroxyacetonephosphate synthase. Gene Ontology annotation, biological process: lipid biosynthetic process. Gene Ontology annotation, molecular function: FAD binding; alkylglycerone-phosphate synthase activity. The transcript has 2 exons. NCBI's taxonomy places the organism in Eukaryota, Metazoa, Arthropoda, Insecta, Diptera, Culicidae. Bases 520 to 2307 code for a protein of 595 amino acids. The record is from RefSeq and is a predicted model, not a curated record.
GAUGGAAUUUGCCAUGAAUCUCAAUAAUUUAACAACACUUAACUAAUACGCAUAGAGACUGAUGCUAAAUGAUAUUAUUGGAAAUCAAAUUUAACAAAAUAUACGUAAACUAUUAAAUUAGACUGAAUCUUUUAUGACGUUACACAUUUUUGACCUCAUUUUAACGCAAACGGGAACAUUGUUCAACAGUAAUGACUAUCGUUAUCUGCUCCUUAUUACAAACGCAAAGAGAUCUACUUAUGCAUAAAACAGCCUCUCCGAUAAGCCGUUCAUUAUUAUUCAAGUAAUUCAUACUAUGCCACGCCUUCGCCCCCUACACUUGGAGGGCGGAAGCCACUUGGACGCAGAGCGCGCACUUGCCGCAAAAGAUGCCAAAUAAAAGCUGUUAUUUGGCGUGGAUUCGCACCUAGGUGCAAAGCGUCAACAAGGCUCGAGGCCGUUCCCGGGAAUCCUUCGGGAAAAAAGCAGGUACACAGUUCACACUCCGGUUAGUAGUAGAUCACGCACCGAGCUAAGGAGAUGGAUUCCGCCGCGAGUGGUCCGAAGAGUGUUGUGCCAACCAUUCCGAAGCGCCGCCAGGACUUGAUCCGUUGGGAUGGCUGGGGCUACAAGGAUUCGCGAUUUGUGUACGACGGCAAGGACUGCUUCUUCAGUGGGGACCGUUAUCCCAUGGGGAAAGGAGCUCGGUUGAAUCGGUUGCGUGAUUGGGUGAUCAACUACUUCGACGUGGACCCCGAAACGCUAUUGCCGCCUGUUGAUGAACCGAAAGUGUUUCCGGAGCCGGUGAGGUGUGUUGAGUUUAUGGACGGAUUGAAGAAGUUGGGAAUGGAGUUUUCUGAAGAUGGAAUGGAUCGAUUGAUGAGGUGCCAUGGGCAGAACCUAGAAGAUUUCGAAAAUUUAAAGAAUAUCGGCUUUAAGAAAAUUCCAGAUCUUGUGGUGUGGCCGAAGUGUCAUGAAGAUGUGGUGAAGAUCGUGGCGUUGGCGGGAGAGAACGACGUUGCAUUGAUGGCAGUAGGUGGAAAUUCGGCAGUGUCUGGUGCUUCAACAACUCCGGAUGUGCAGGGAAGAACGGUUGCGGUGGUAGAUAUGACCCAGAUGAAUCGGUUGUUGUGGUUGAACAAGGAAAAUCAAACGGCGUGCUUUGAAGUGGGGAUUGUGGGACAGGAUCUGGAGAAAAUCCUUUUGACAGAAGGUUUAACAUUGGGCCAUGAACCGGAUUCGAUUGAAUUCUCCACGUUAGGAGGAUGGAUUGCGACAAGAGCGUCUGGGAUGAAGAAGAAUAAGUACGGUAACAUUGAAGACUUGGUUAUACGGAUAAAGAUGGUAACUGGGAUUGGAGUGUUGGAGAAGCAGUUUACGGCGCCGAGAGCUUCGUGUGGUCCCGAUUUAGAUCAGGUCAUCAUUGGAUCCGAGGGUACACUGGGGAUCAUCACCGAAGCCGUAGUCAGACUGAGACCUGCUCCAUCAGUCAGUCGGUAUGGAUCAUUAGUUUUUGCAAAUUUUGAAACUGGUUUUCGUUUUCUACGAGAAGUCGCCAAGAAAAGACUUCAACCGGCGAGUAUUCGACUUAUAGAUAACCAUCAAUUCGAAGUUGGUGAGUACCUUCGACCGGAUGGACCAUGGCAUGCAGAGCUUUUGAAUAGUCUCAAGAUUCAGUAUCUGACGAAAAUCUGUAGAUUCAAAAUGGACCAAAUUGCCGCCGUAACGUUGGUAUUUGAAGGUGACCAAAAAAGUGUGGAACAACACGAGAAAAUGAUUUACAGCAUAGCUGCUAAAUACGGGGCCUUAAAUGGAGGAUCUAAAAAUGGAGCAAAAGGGUACGCCUUGACGUUUGUGGUUGCUUACAUCAGGGACUUCGGAUGGGAUGUCAACAUCAUAGCGGAAUCGUUCGAAACCACCGUCUGCUGGGACAAGUGCUUGUCGCUGUGCAGAAAUGUGAAAUCUCGCGUAACGAAAGACUGCGAACGCAUUGGCAUCCGACGGAUGGUCUUCAGUUUCCGGGUAGCGCAAACGUACGACGAUGGCUGUUGUGUGUAUUUCUAUUUGGUGGUGAAGCAUGAAGACGAUAGCGUUAGCCCGGUGGUGGAGAUGAAGACGAUAGAGGAAGCUGCGAGGGACGAAAUUCUGGCUUCCGGCGGAACCUUAUCGCAUCAUCACGGCGUCGGAAAGAAACGUAGCAAAUGGUAUCCGGCGAGUGUUUCGCAGGUAGGGGUUAGCGUUCUGAGGGCGAUCAAAAAGGAGCUGGAUCCGAAGAAUAUUUUUGCCGCCGGGAAUUUAGUGGACGAUGUAGCAGUGUCUAAGUUGUGAUUUUUUUCAAAUUCAAAAUACAGUGCUAAUUGAGAAUAGUAUCUAGUGCAAUUGUUUAUGGCAAUCGGGUAGACGACGAUAUAAAAUUACCAAAUUAUAAUCGAUAGGUAAUAAACAAACUGAAGUAUUAACUCGA